Messenger RNA from Prorocentrum cordatum, 996 nucleotides. Lineage: Eukaryota; Dinophyceae; Prorocentrales; Prorocentraceae. The record is from the annotation of a GenBank genome assembly.
GACUUGAAGGACGAGCUCAAGACCUCCAAGCAGCGCGACGAGGAACCCUGGCGCCACAGGGUGUUCAGGUGGUGGGCCAUGGCGACAAUUUAUCACACUAGAAUUCUCGAGGCUGCAUGGGCCUCGGGGCACCACUUCGCGCCGAUGGGCACGCUUGCGGAUUCUGCCGCGCGGAAGGACAUGACGAGGACCAUCCAGUUCAUGCCACCUGUCGACGUCGGCGAGAAGGUGGUGACAUUCCUCCUCAAGAAGGCCGACAAGACUGAUGACCAGGUGAAGGACAUGACAGGGGACGAGAUAGGGGAAUGCGUUGGGAACUCCGCCGACGAGCACAUCAAUACCCUGAUGGACGGCUCGGACCAGUCGCAGAUCCCGCCCGACGUCGCGCGACCAUCAGUGGACGCCGCCGUGGCGUUGGGGGAUUGGUUCGCGAAGAACUUCCAGAUGACGAUGCGUGCCAGGGAGAUUGUCCAAGAUUUCGCGAAGACCCGCGCGCGGUUCGCUUCCAUGCCACCCCCCGCGCUCGCGUCCGCGGAGAUGCUGGCGCCCCACGACGUCGCGUCCAAGGUGAACCCGAUGCAGACCCUGCAGCGCAUCACCAGCAAUUUGAACGUCAAAGCCUUCGCGCAGAAUCCACUCACCACAGACACCGACAUCAAGGCGCCCCAGUUCGACUACAUCGUCCUGGCGCACAUGGGUUUUCUGCUGGUGGCAGAUGGCCGAGCCACCAUGGCCAAGCACGCGGCUGACAGCGAGAAUUUUGCGAGGGCUGCCAACCGCAUGAUGAUGUGGAACCCCGCGGGCUUAAAGGACUUGCUCGACGGCAAGCCAAUGAAUUGCGAGGAGCUCCGCGCACUCGAAGCCCCGGUCGUUGCGGAACUGCGCGACCGGCAGGUGCCGGCGUCCCAGGUUGGCGCCCCUCCGCCGCCGAGCGAGACGCCCGAGGCGGGCGCGGGCAGCUCGCCAGCCCGCCCCGCGGGGUCGGGGCUGACGCAG